AUGGCUCUGAAACGUAUCAACAAAGAGCUACAGGAGCUCAAUCGCGAUCCGCCGGCUCAGUGUUCAGCAGGUCCUGUGGGAGAAGAUCUUUUUCACUGGCAAGCUACGAUCAUGGGUCCACCGGACAGUCCGUACCAAGGAGGAGUGUUCUUCCUCACGAUCCAUUUCCCUACGGACUACCCUUUCAAGCCGCCGAAAGUCGCUUUCACCACACGGAUCUACCAUCCUAACAUCAACAGCAAUGGUAGCAUCUGUCUUGACAUACUCAGAUCGCAGUGGUCCCCAGCGUUGACCAUUUCGAAAGUCUUGCUGUCGAUUUCGUCGCUGCUAUGUGAUCCCAACCCGGAUGAUCCUCUUGUCCCAGAAAUCGCUAGGACAUAUAAAACGGACAAGCAGAAGUACAACGAUAUGGCUAGAGAGUGGACCCGCAAGUAUGCUACGUGA
Molecule: messenger RNA, 444 nt
Organism: Notodromas monacha
Lineage: Eukaryota; Metazoa; Arthropoda; Ostracoda; Podocopida; Cyprididae
Source: the annotation of a GenBank genome assembly